GUGAGGAUAUCAGUCAUACAUGGAGGAUGACAGAAAAAUCCAAUGGUGUGAAGAGUUCCCCAGCCAAUAACCACAACUUCCAUGCACCUCCUGCCAUCAAGGCCAAUGGCAAAGAUGACAACAGGACAAACAGCAGGCCACAAUCUACAGCCGAUGAUGACACCUCCUCAGAACUGCAGAGGCUGGCGGAGAUGGAUGCCCCCCAGCGGGGGAGGGGUGGCUUCCGCAGGAUUGUCCGCUUGGUGGGGAUCAUCAGAGAGUGGGCCAACAAGAAUUUCCGUGAGGAAGAACCUCGACCUGACUCAUUCCUGGAACGUUUCCGUGGGCCUGAGCUCCAGACCGUGACAACACAGCAAGACGAUGGCAAACGCAACAAGGACGGCGAGGGCGAGGGCACCAAGAAGAAAUUUGAACUAUUUGUCUUGGACCCAGCUGGGGAGUGGUACUACCGCUGGCUAUUUGUCAUUGCUAUGCUUGUCCUCUACAAUUGGUGCCUGCUGGUGGCCAGAGCCUGCUUCAGUGACCUACAGAAAACCUAUUACCUAGUGUGGCUAGUGCUGGACUACUUCUCAGAUGUGGUAUACAUUGCAGACCUCUUCAUCCGACUGCGCACAGGCUUUCUGGAGCAGGGGCUGCUGGUCAAAGAUCCAAAGAAGUUGCGGGACAACUAUAUCCACACCCUACAGUUCAAGCUGGAUGUAGCUUCUAUCAUUCCCACGGAUCUGAUCUAUUUUGCUGUGGGCAUCCACAGCCCUGAGCUGCGUUUUAACCGCCUGCUACACUUUGCCCGCAUGUUUGAAUUCUUUGACCGCACUGAGACACGCACCAGCUACCCCAACAUCUUCCGAAUCAGCAACUUGGUCCUUUACAUCUUGGUCAUCAUCCACUGGAAUGCCUGCAUCUACUAUGCCAUCUCCAAGUCCAUUGGCUUUGGAGUUGACACUUGGGUUUAUCCCAAUAUCACUGACCCUGAGUAUGGUUACCUGGCUAGGGAAUACAUCUACUGCCUUUACUGGUCUACACUGACACUCACCACCAUUGGGGAGACACCACCUCCUGUAAAGGAUGAGGAGUACUUAUUUGUCAUUUUUGACUUCCUGAUUGGUGUCCUCAUCUUUGCCACCAUCGUGGGGAAUGUGGGCUCUAUGAUCUCCAACAUGAAUGCCACUCGGGCUGAAUUCCAGGCCAAGAUUGAUGCUGUCAAACAUUACAUGCAGUUCCGAAAGGUCAGUAAGGAGAUGGAAGCCAAGGUCAUUAAGUGGUUUGACUACCUGUGGACCAAUAAGAAGAGUGUGGAUGAGCGGGAAGUUCUCAAGAACUUGCCAGCAAAGCUGAGGGCUGAGAUAGCCAUCAAUGUCCAUCUAUCCACCCUCAAAAAAGUGCGCAUCUUCCAGGAUUGUGAGGCUGGCCUGCUGGUGGAGCUGGUAUUGAAGCUUCGUCCUCAGGUCUUCAGCCCUGGGGAUUAUAUUUGCCGCAAGGGUGAUAUUGGCAAGGAGAUGUACAUAAUCAAGGAGGGCAAGUUGGCAGUAGUGGCUGAUGAUGGUGUUACUCAAUAUGCCCUGCUCUCAGCCGGGAGUUGCUUUGGAGAGAUCAGUAUCCUUAACAUUAAGGGCAGCAAAAUGGGCAAUCGACGCACAGCCAAUAUCCGCAGCCUUGGUUACUCAGAUCUCUUUUGCUUAUCCAAGGAUGAUCUUAUGGAAGCUGUGACUGAGUACCCUGAUGCCAAGAUGGUCUUGGAGGAGAGGGGCCGGGAGAUCUUGAUAAAGGAGGGACUGCUAGAUGAGAAUGAGGUGGCAGCCAGCAUGGAGGUAGACGUGCAGGAGAAACUAGAGCAGCUGGAGACAAACAUGGAGACCUUGCACACUCGCUUUGGCCGCCUGCUGGCUGAGUACACGGGAGCCCAGCAGAAACUUAAGCAGCGCAUCACCAUUCUGGAAACCAAGAUGAAGCAGAACAAUGAAGAUGAUUACCAUGAUUACCUGUCAGAUGGGAUGAACAGCCCUGAGCCAGCUGCUGUUGAUAAGCCAUAAGGUCUUGGGCCCAACUGCCUUACCAGCCUUGUCCUUGACCCCAGGAACUAGAAGAGCUGUGUAGGUGUCCAUAUUUGUAUGCAUUACCCUCUUGAAUUCUCCCCAAAGCCUCUCUGUCCUAGGUUUUUGGCUCAAUCAUCUAGGAGCCCUCCUCCAGGUCCAGCUAAUAGCCAAGCUUAUGCACAAAGUAGACCAUGUUGGCUCAGUUUCCAGGAGCUUUAGACUGUCCAAGUCUGAGGAAGAAAGAGAGGAGCAUAUGAACUGUCUUCAAGGGGUCUGUCCUAGGGCUGGAAGCCUGGGCAAUGAUCUGUUUUGAAGAAGCAAAUCUGCAGGACAGUGUGUACCCUAAUGUGAAACUGCCCUCUCUCCCGGGUCCUUUGCACAUAGCCACUUCCCAUUUGGUUCUGGCCCUUGAUUUUCUAAUAUGUGUUGUGAA
Messenger RNA from Herpailurus yagouaroundi (jaguarundi), 2466 nucleotides. It is a transcript of the gene CNGA2, whose product is annotated as cyclic nucleotide gated channel subunit alpha 2. The transcript has 6 exons. The record is from RefSeq and is a predicted model, not a curated record. Gene Ontology annotation, biological process: monoatomic cation transmembrane transport. Gene Ontology annotation, cellular component: intracellular cyclic nucleotide activated cation channel complex; plasma membrane. Gene Ontology annotation, molecular function: cGMP binding; intracellularly cGMP-activated cation channel activity; intracellularly cAMP-activated cation channel activity. NCBI's taxonomy places the organism in Eukaryota, Metazoa, Chordata, Mammalia, Carnivora, Felidae. Bases 27 to 2030 code for a protein of 667 amino acids.